GAUAUUCUGAAAAUGAAGCCCAUGAAUCUCGAGUACAUCUUAGUUAUAUUUCUGAAUCAUGUCGAUUUCGAGCUCAGAUAAGGAAAUCUCAGUUUGUAAAUCCAAAUGUUGAUAAUCAGAUUUUUCAAAAUAUAAGUGGAGAAUGGAUGCUAAGUGAAGAAAUAAAAUGA
Messenger RNA from Dentiscutata heterogama, 170 nucleotides. The record is from the annotation of a GenBank genome assembly. NCBI's taxonomy places the organism in Eukaryota, Fungi, Glomeromycota, Glomeromycetes, Diversisporales, Gigasporaceae.